CCGCCCCCACCAUCGACACCCGCGACCAACUCUCUCUCUCUCUGACGCCGCCCCGGCCGCGCACACGCUCUUUCCGCUCCUCUCGCUCCUCUCCACCAUGGCGCAAGCCGCAGCCCCCGCACAGAUGCACAGCGGCGCUGUGAAAGCUACGCUCAGCGCGCUGGACCCUGAACUCAGUAGCGCCAACACACUCAAGAUCGAAAACACGGAAAAGCGCGAUGCGCUGAUCAAGGAGGAGAAGAAGUACCAACAGCAAUGGGCCGACGCACAUGUCUUCGAGCCCGAGGCGCCCUCCCUAGACGAGGAGCCCUUCGACACGACCACACCCGACCAGCUGCACGAGAAAUACCCCAAGUGGCUCGGCAACUUCGCGUUUCCCUACAUGAACGGCACCCUCCACGCCGGCCACGGCUUCACCGCCUCCAAGAUCGAGUUCACCGCCGGCUUCUCGCGGAUGCAGGGCAAGCGCACUCUCUUCCCGCUCGGCUACCAUCUCACUGGCAUGCCCAUCAAGGCAUGCUCGGACAAGCUCGUCCGCGAGGUCGAGAUGUUCGGCAAGAACUUCGAGCGCUGCCCCGUCGACGACAUCGUAGAAGAGGGCCCGGCCGACAGCGCCGUUCCUCCCGCGCCCACCCAGUCCGAGAACCGCACCGACCUCUCCAAGUUCUCCGCAAAGAAGGGCAAGGCUGCGAGCAAGACGGUCAAGGCGAAAUACCAGUUCCAGAUCAUGCUUGCCCAAGGCAUACCGCUCGAGGAGAUUCACAAGUUCGCAGACCCCUACCACUGGAUCGAAUACUUCCCGCCGCUCGCGAAGCGCGACCUGACGUCGUUCGGAGCCCGCAUGGACUGGCGCCGCCAAUUCACCACGACCGAUGCCAACGCAUACUUUGACAGCUUUGUCCGGUGGCAGAUGCGCAAGCUCAAGGAGAUGGGCAAGAUCAUAUUCGCAAAGCGAUACACCGUCUACUCGCCCAAGGACGGACAGGCCUGCCUCGACCACGACCGUGCCAGCGGAGAGGGUGUCACCGUGCAAGAAUACACUGCGCUGAAGAUGAAGGUGAAGGAGUGGUCCGAGACAGCCCAAAAGGAGCUUGACGGAAAGCUGCCUGCCGAUGCGAACGUUUUCUUCAUCCCCGCAACCCUCCGACCCGAGACCAUGUACGGCCAGACAUCGUGCUUCGUUGGCCCAACCCUCAAGUAUGGCGUUUUCCAGUGUGGAUCCGAAUACUUUGUCUGCUCCCCACGUGCGGCGCGCAACAUGGCCUACCAAGGCAUCUUCCCCGAAUGGGGCGUAUUCCCGCAAGUCGCGACUCUGCUCGGCAAGGAACUCAUCGGCACCAUCGUCAACGCUCCUCUCUCGAUUCUCACCGAGGGCGUCCGAAUCCUCCCUAUGGAGACUGUCAAGGACACGAAGGGCACAGCAGUCGUCACAUGCGUGCCUUCUGACUCGCCUGACGAUUACAUCACCUCCCUCGACCUCGCCAAGAAGGCUGAAUACUAUGGCAUCCAGAAGGAAUGGGUCCACUUCGACGACAUCCUACCCAUCAUCUCAACACCUUCAUUCGGAGACCUCACCGCGAAGCACCUUGUCGAGACGCUCAAGAUUCAAUCACCCAAAGACACAAAGAAGCUUGAAGAGGCGAAGGAGAAGGCAUACAAGGAAGGUUUCUACAAGGGAACCAUGAUUUACGGAGAUUUCAAGGGCAAGAAGGUCGAGGACGCCAAGAACCUCGUCCGUAAGCAGCUCAUUGAGCAAGGUCUUGCAUUCGGCUACGGUGAGCCUGAUGGCAAGGUCAUGUCGCGCUCUGGCGACGAAUGCACGGCCGCUCUGUUGGACCAGUGGUUCAUGAACUACGGCACCACCGAGAACGGCGGAGACGGCGAGUGGGCCGCGCAGGUUCUGCAACAGAUCGAAGACAUGGAGCUGUACUACCCCGAGGCCAAGCAUGCCUUCGAGCAGGUCAUCAACUGGCUCGCUAACUGGGCUUGCGCACGCUCGUACGGUCUUGGAACGAGGCUGCCCUGGGAUGAGUCUGUCAUGGUCGAAUCUCUGAGCGACUCCACCAUCUACCAAUCGUACUACAGCUUCGCCCAUCUGCUUCACAAGGACAUGUUCGGAAAGCAGGUUGGGCCUCUCGGAAUCAAGCCUGAGCAGAUGUCUGAUGAUGUCUGGGACUAUGUGCUUGGACGCCGCGACCGAGGAGACAUCCCAGAGACAAGCAUCCCCAAGAAGGAAAUACAGACGCUGAGACGCCACUUCGACUACUGGUACCCGCUGGACAUGCGUGGAUCCGGCAAGGAUUUGAUCCAGAACCAUCUCACCUUCAAUCUCUACAUCCACACAGCUCUGUUCCCCAAGGAGAACCGACCUCGCUCUUUCCGCGUGAACGGCCACCUUAUGCUCAACGGAGAGAAGAUGAGCAAGUCGACCGGAAACUUCCUCACCAUCCAGGGCGCCGUCGAGAAAUUCGGUGCCGACGCGACUCGUCUCGCGCUCGCUGAUGCCGGUGACGGUAUCGAGGACGCCAACUUCGAAGAGGCGGUCGCGAAUGCCAACAUUUUGAAGCUGUUCGAGCUCAGGAAAUGGUGCGAGGAGAUGGUCCGAGACGCUAUCAUUGUGGAAGACGGCAACAAGUACAAGCAGGCCAUCAAGGAGCGCAUCAAGAACAUCGAUGUAGUGCAGCGAAAGUCUGGCAGCCCACGCGUGCUUCUCGACAACCUGUUCGACAACGAGCUCAACUCUCUCGUCACCGAGGCCCGCAAACACUACGAGACAACCAUGUACAAGUCCGCCCUCAAGGCCGCAUACUACGACUUCACCGCUGCGCGUGACUUCUACCGCGAAGCCACCAAAGCGGCAGGUAUCGGUAUGCACGAAGAUCUCGCUAAGCGCUACAUUGAGCUGCAAGCCCUCCUCAUCACGCCCAUUGCUCCCCACUGGUCCGAGUACAUCUGGCUCGAAGUCCUCAAGAAGCCCUCCACCAUCCAGAACGCGCUAUACCCGACCGUCCCCGACACAGACGCCGGUCUCACCGCGGCCCGCGAGUUCGUCCGCAACACCCAAUCUAACAUUACCUCCGCCGAGGGCCAGGCCGUCAAGCGUCUCGCCAAGGGCAAAGCCGCGCUCUUUGACCCCAAAAAGGAGAAGAAGAUCACUAUCUUCAGCGCCCACAGCUUCCCCGAGUGGCAGAAGAAGUACGUCGACCUGCUCCGCAAAGAGUACCCCAACAUCGACAUCAAGACCAUCUCGAAGAGCGUCGACAAGGCCGAGAGCAAGAAGGCGAUGCCCUUCAUCAACGGGCUAAAGCGCCGCCUGGACAACGGCGAGUCGGUCGAUGCGGUGCUGAACCGCCAGCUGCCGUUCGACGAGCUUGUGACGCUGCAGGCGAUGGUGCCUGGCUUGAAGCAGACGGUGCAGAAGUGUGUGGCGGUCGAAAUCGUCGCUGUCGAGGAGGGCGGCAAGGCGGGUACGAUUAUCAACGAGGAUGGAAGUAAGGGUGAGAGAAAGGAGGAGUUGCCGCCGCAUGCUGGAUCUGCUGAGCCGGGGAGCCCGAGCUUUGCGUUUGAGAAUGUGGAGAGUCUGCCUGUGCGAUAAGCUAGGUCGGAGAAGAGAUGAACGUACGUUGAUACGCGAGCAUUGCACGGUAUCGCAUGGGAUGGAUUGGCAUGGGUUGGGUUUGGCGCAGCUUGGACGGAUGGACAAACGAAAGGAUGAAUACUAUGCACAUAAAGGCUUUUCUGUUAAGACGUGUGCUCUGUGUACUGGAUGACUAGUUAUGAGAGAUGUGCUAA
Molecule: messenger RNA, 3792 nt
Organism: Paraphaeosphaeria sporulosa
Lineage: Eukaryota; Fungi; Ascomycota; Dothideomycetes; Pleosporales; Didymosphaeriaceae
Product: leucyl-tRNA synthetase
Exons: 1
Coding region: 98-3595 (1165 amino acids)
Biological process (GO): leucyl-tRNA aminoacylation
Molecular function (GO): aminoacyl-tRNA deacylase activity; leucine-tRNA ligase activity; ATP binding
Source: RefSeq, a predicted model, not a curated record